This is a messenger RNA of Sporothrix brasiliensis 5110, 3294 nucleotides long. RefSeq names its product cytochrome P450. Gene Ontology annotation, cellular component: cytosol. The transcript is spliced from 2 exons. NCBI's taxonomy places the organism in Eukaryota, Fungi, Ascomycota, Sordariomycetes, Ophiostomatales, Ophiostomataceae. Bases 1 to 3294 code for a protein of 1097 amino acids. Gene Ontology annotation, molecular function: NADPH-hemoprotein reductase activity; flavin adenine dinucleotide binding; aromatase activity. The record is from RefSeq and is a predicted model, not a curated record.
AUGGACAUCGGCACAGAACAGAUCCCGUCACCGCCAGGCCUGCCGCUCAUCGGCAACCUGCGCGACCUCGACGUGGCCGCCCCCAUCCAGUCCAUCAAUCGCCUCGCCGAGCAGUACGGCGACAUCUUCCGGCUCAACAUCGUCGGCACCACAUCCGUCUUUCUGUCCAGCAACGCCCUCGUCAACGAGGUGUGCGACGAGAAGCGCUUCAAGAAGAACGUCGGCAACGUCCUCAAGCAGGUCCGCAACGGCGUCCACGAUGGCCUCUUCACGGCCUUUGGCGAGGAAGAGCCCAACUGGGGCAAGGCCCACCGCAUCCUGACGCCCGCCUUUGGGCCGCUGUCCAUCCAGAACAUGUUUGACGACAUGCACGACAUUGCCACCCAGCUCGCACUCAAAUGGGCGCGCCGCGGCCCCAGCGAGCCCAUUCAUGUGACGGACGACUUUACCCGCCUCGCCCUCGACACGCUGGCCCUCUGUGCCAUGGACUACCGCUUCAACUCCUUCUACAGCGAAGAGAUGCACCCCUUUAUCAGCGCCAUGGGCAACUUCCUCGUCGAGUCCGGCAACCGUAGCCGCCGCCCACCGCUGCCGGCCAUGUUCUACAAGGCCGCCGACCAGCAGUAUGCCGCCGACAUUGCCACCAUGCGUGCCGUCUCCGACGGCGUGGUCAAUGCCCGCCGCGCACAGAACCCGCCGUCCGAGCGGAGGGAUUUGCUGGCCGCUAUGCUGAGCGGCACCGAUCCGCGGACCGGCGAGACCUUGGACAAUGCCUCCAUCACCAACAAUCUGAUUACCUUUUUGAUUGCCGGCCACGAGACGACCUCGGGCAUGCUGUCGUUUGCGUUUUACGACCUCCUGCGGCACCCAGAGGCCUACAGCCGCGCCCAGCACGAGGUCGACGACGUCUGUGGCACCGGGCCCAUCACCGUCGACCAGCUCCCCAAGCUCAAGUACAUUGCCGCCGUCCUGCGCGAGACCCUGCGCCUCAACGCCACCAUCCCGGCCGUUGGCGUCACCGCCCGCAAAGACGAGACGCUGGCCGGCGGCAGGUUCUUUGUCAAGGGCGGCGAGAACCUGGUCAUGCUCCUCAUGCGCGCCCAGGUCGACCCAGUCGUCUUUGGCGACGACGCCCGCUCGUUCCGCCCCGAGCGCAUGCUCGACGAGAGCUUUGAGCGCCUCAACAAGGCGUUCCCCAACUGCUGGAAGCCCUUUGGCAACGGCGCGCGUGCCUGCAUUGGGCGGCCCUUUGCCUGGCAGGAGGCCUUGCUGGUCAUGGCCAUGCUCCUGCAAAAUUUCAACUUCCGCUUCGACGACGCAAGCUACCAGCUGCGCCUCAAGGAGACCUUGACCAUCAAGCCCGACGGUUUCUUCAUGCGCGCCCAGCUGCGCCAGGGCCUGACACCCACAUUGCUCGAGAAGCGACUCGCGGGCACGCCCACCGACAGCAGCAAGACCGCCUCGGCCUCGUCUACGCCCAAGAAUGGUGCCGCUGCCGCCAGCACCACUGGAAGGCCUCUCAACGUGUACUACGGCUCGAACAGCGGCACAUGCGAGGCCAUGGCCAACCGCAUCGCCGCCGACGCACCUGCCCACGGCUUCCACGCCGAUGUCCUUGCACCCCUGGACGCCGCCCACCAGGCCUUGCCAACCGACGGCCGCCCCGUUGUCAUUGUUACUGCCUCGUACGAGGGCGAGCCCCCAGACAAUGCCGGCCUCUUCGUCAACUGGCUGCGCAACGGCAAAGCGGGCGACGCGGUUGCCAAGGGCGUCUCGUAUGCAGUCUUUGGCUGCGGCCACCACGACUGGGCACAGACCUUCCACAAGAUCCCGACGCAGGUCGACAGCCAGCUGGAAGUGCUCGGCGGCGAGCGGCUGGCCACCAUGGGCAAGACCGACGCCGCUGAGGGGAACAUGUUUGAAGACUUUGAGACCUGGGAGGACACUGUCCUGUUCCCGGCGCUCAAGGCCAAAUACAACGUGGGUAGUGGCGAUGCGAACGGCAAGGGUGGUGACGCUGCUGCUGCCGCUCCCGUACCCGACCUGCGCAUCGAAAUCUCCACGCCGCGUGCGUCGAACCUGCGCCAAGAUGUGCGUGAAGCCGUCGUGGUCGCCGCCCGCUCGCUGUCGGGCGAGCCAGGCGAGCCCGGCCGCAAGAUGCACGUCGAGAUCGAGCUGCCGACCGGCAUGACCUACAAUGCCGGCGACUACUUGGCCAUCCUGCCCUUCAACCGGCAGGCGUCCAUUACGCGCGCCAUGCGUCGCUUCCACCUGCCGUGGGAUGCCAACCUCACCGUGCACACGAACGACGGCGGCUCCGACUCGACACAGACGAACCUGCCAACAAACACGCCACUGCCGGUCUACGGUGUCCUUGGUGCCUACGUCGAGCUGGGCCAGCCAGCCACGAAGAGGAGCAUCCUUGCCCUCGCUGACGUGGCUGACGGCCAGGCCAAGACGGACCUGCAGCGCCUCGCCAGCGACGACUACACCAGCGAGGUCAGCGCCAAGAAGGUGUCCAUCCUCGACCUGCUCGACCGCUUCCCCUCGGUGGACCUGCCCUUCGGCACCUUCUUGGCGCUGCUGCCGCCCAUGCGCGUCCGCCAGUACUCGAUCUCGAGCUCACCUCUCUGGAACGCCAAUCAUGUCACCCUGUCGUACGCCAUCUUGACGGCCCCUGCACUGGCCGACGAGUCGCGCAAGCACGUGGGCGUCGCGUCCCACUACCUGUCGAACCUCCAGCCGGGUGACCGCCUUCACGUCGCGGUCCGCCCCAGCCAUGCCAGCUUCCACCUGCCGCACGACGCGGAGAAUGUGCCGAUUGUGUGCAUCGCCGCCGGCACCGGUCUCGCACCCUUCCGUGGUUUCAUCCAGGAACGUGCGGCCCUGAUCGGUGCCGGUCGCCAUCUGGCACCCGCGCACCUCUUCUUCGGCUGCCGUGGCCCGGCCGACGAUUUGUACCGCGACGAACUCGACAAGUGGGAAGCCCAAGGCGCCGUCACCGUCCACCGCGCCUACUCGCGCCAGACGGAUCGUAGCGAAGAAACACACGGCUGCAAGCACGUCCAGGACCGCCUCUGGCACGAUCGCGAGGACAUGGUCGAACUCUGGCAGCAGGGCGCGCGCGUGUAUGUGUGCGGAUCGCGCCGGCUCGGCGAGGGUGUCAAGCAGACGCUGCUGCGGAUGCGCCAGGAGGCGCGUGCGGCCGCGGGCAAGCCGGAGACGGAGGAGGAGACGGAUGCGUGGUUUGCGCGCAUCCGGUACGAGCGGUACGCCACGGACGUGUUUGACUAG